Messenger RNA from Paramecium sonneborni, 687 nucleotides. The record is from the annotation of a GenBank genome assembly. NCBI's taxonomy places the organism in Eukaryota, Ciliophora, Oligohymenophorea, Peniculida, Parameciidae.
AUGGACUCUCUUUUUGGACUAUUUGAUUAGUUUCUAAGAAUAAAUUUAACUUAUUAUCCUUAAAAUUAAUAAGCUUACAUAUCAGAAAGUUGGGAAUAAUUUUUAAGUUUAUUAUAAAGUUAACCUCUUGAUUAUGGAAAAAUAUACACAUUAAUAAAUAGAAUGACUUAUGAGGAUAUAACAUCAGGAAAAAAUGAAAGAUAAAGUUCUAGUUAAAGAUAAGUAGCUCGAAAUAUUACAGCAGCAUCUUCACCAAGAAUAGUUUCAUCAUCAUCAGUGUCAAAAAACAGUAAUUAGAUUAUUACAUUAAAAGGCACUAAUAUAUUAUCAAAAAUUUAAUAAAUGGAUAAUGUAGCCAGCCCAAAAAUUGCAGUAUCCAAUCUUGCAAGUUAACAAUCAUUAAUUAAUAAAAAUUCAAUACAAUAAAAUGUGAAAUAACAAGUAUUUUUAAUUAUAAUAUAGUAAAUGGUAGAUGAUUUCAAUAGGCAUCUUUUAUUAAGCAAAAUCAAAGAAUUAUAAUUUAACUACUCAGUUUCUACAGAUAAGCUUUAUGCUAUUGCAAAAAUAUUUUAAUCUAAAGAGAGUUAGCCAAUAUCAAAAUCACCUAUCAAAUAUCCAUUAACUCAAUUUGUAAAUAAAUCAAGAGGAAGUAAUCAUAGUGCAGAACAUUAUAAAAUUGUUGCUUGA